UUCUCUGAAUCAGUAGUGACUACAACUUGUUAGGGGUAGGGAUCUAUACUUUCGACGGCAUGAUGGCGUGAAAGUUUACCUACAAACCCGUGCUCUGUAUUUCACUUUUAAAUCGCUGUGCUUAUCUCUCGCCAUGGCCAUUGCAAGUUCAAUUCGUGAUUGCAAUGAAAGCUUGUGUAGUUCCCCUGAUGAAUAUGAGCACGAAGAGCUUGAUCCAAGAGUUAAGGUCGAGUUGGACAGACUCAAUGGCGCCACAGAUGAGAUCAACAAACUCGAGUCGGCCCUGGAGGAUGCGAACAACAGCUUCCGCCACGACCUGAGCGAGGCUAGCAGCAGCCUGCAGUUGCUGGGGCGCAAGCUAGGCAGUGCUGUGGAGAAGGCCAGGCCGUACUUUGAAGCCAUGCAGCAUGCCAGGAAACUGCACCUCGACUGCCAGAGAACGGCUGUGCAAUACCAGAGAGCUAAUUCCGUGCACCAAGCGGCGCGCUCCACCAUCUCCCUGGCCGAGGAACGUUUCUCCAACGCUCAUCUCAACCAGCGCCAGUUUGACCCCGCCUGGCAGGAAAUGCUCAACCAUGCAACCAGGAAGGUACUGGAAGCUGAGGCUGGUCGCAGUGCCAGUGAGCGAGAGCACGAGAAGCGAGCAGCUGCCUUCACGGCCGCCCAGCAGCGGGUUGCCGUCUUGGGUCGUCAACUGAAAAGCUCCAUCGACAAAGCGAGGCCGUACUUCGAGCAGAAAGAUAAUUUCGACGCUCAGAUGGAGCAGAUGAGCCUGCGUGUAGAGGAGCUACAGAGAGCGGUUGCCAACGCCAAGCUCUCGUACUCGCACGCUCUCAGGAACCUCGAGAGAAUCUCGGAAGAAAUCCACGAGCAGCGGCGGUACGGCGGCAUGGAGAACCUCACACGUGAGCCCGGCGUGGGAGCUGAAGACAAACAAUUUACGGAAUCCAGCUUAUCGGUGAAUGUCGAUAACAAAGAACCGACAAUAGCAGAGUUAAAAACUAUCCCCGAACCAUUUCGUGAAGCUGACGUUCCUGCUGGCUCUGCUUUGCGAGCAGAAGGUGAAAAGAAAAAGGUUAAUGAGGAUUCAUAUGAGCCAGAAAUGGAUUCUGAUGCCUCGUCACUUGGGGUUCGUGAAUGUGGUUCUGGAGAUGAAAGUCCUCCUGAUCUCCGUGACGAAGUCUUCCCUAUUUUAUGCGGGGGAAAAAACGAUCUCGAAGAUACCAUCACCAAAGAUUGCAUAGAUGUUCCCAGACCGCUUGACCGAGCAGCUAACACUUCAGAUGACCACUCCAUUACAAAAAUUACUCUUUCUCCUCCUCACCAAGAGCUGGACUUGGGAAGCGAAGCGAAACCUGAUCUUCAUACAAAUUUGUCUUAGAGAAAAUCCCUCUCAUAAACUCCCCAAGUGCUAAAUGUGAAAGGCUCCUAGUGCCCAUCUAUUAUCAUUUCACCGAAAGUUUUUUUCUCGCUGAAAACAAGAUUAGCUUGUAUAACAAUUUUUCAACUAUAAUAAUUUUUAAAGUAACAUACGAACGAAGUCAAAUUCGAAAAAAAAUGCUUUCAUCAUUGCCAUUCGUAGCUGCAGAUAAUACCUGCGGUCACAUUCUACCCAUGGAUUGUGACCAAAACCAUUGACAAAUAACAUUGCUGCGUCAAGUUUUCCAAUGCAUUUAUCUCCAUAAAAAAGCGGCUAUUCUUAUUUACUGUGGACAUAGACUAUGCAAUAGAAUCUUGACCUCGAACUGUGACACCAACCUGCUAAUUCAUUUGACUUUAGUCCAAUUCUAUUGCGAGUUAAUGAAGCUUGCCAUCGAUAAUUAUUGUGCUUCCAGCUAGCUAGUAAUUUUCAGGGGUUUGUAUUGUAUUCAUGUAAAUGGGUUGAAAUGUGUUCAUGUCAUGUGUUGGUUUAAAUUGUGUUCAGGUAUUGGUUUGAAUUGUGUUCAGGUAUUGGUUUGAAUUGUGUUCAGGUAAUGGUUUGAAUUGUGUUCAGGUAAUGGUUUAAAUUGUGUACUCAUUUCCUGCUCAGACUCCGUGUAUACAUCUGCUAUGCAAGCGCUCGAGCUUUAUGAAGGUUGUAAGUCCGUGACCUGAGUGAGAUGUUAGUAUCAAAGAGUAGAUGUUAUUUAAUAAUGUUCAUGUUACUAUGCAGCGCCAUGUCGUUCAAUGCAUCAUUUCUUCGUUGCUUCUAUUUCAUCAGUAAGUGCGCGUUCAUAUUACCGCUUUUAACUGUGUUGAUUUUGUUGAUGUUAUGCUACUCGUUUUACGCCUUUUGUAACUGUAAGAGGGCAGAUUUUGAUUGUGCGAUAUCGCCCAGUAUUUAAUUCGACUGCGGUUCAUCGGAUGGACCACUGUGGAUGAGUCGUAUUUGGGAUGCGUAAGAAAUGGGGCGCUAAAUGGCGAGAGGCGUCUCAUCUUCUUCAUGUCAUGUACAACUUAACGGUAAUUAUUCACUGCUUUUGACUAUUUGACAUUGGUUGUACACCAAGUACUUCCUUGAGAGAUAUUUUAAACUCAAUUAAACGGAUCCCCUAUUCAAUAUAAAGGUGGAUGUUGGCCGGGACAUGACUAUAGGUUUUUAAGAUUAGCCUAUAAAUGGAAAAAUCCUGAAAUGAUUCGGUAAUGAUGACAAUGACUUUAUGUAACAAGAUAUAUGAAUUUCCGACUAGAUCUACCAAACUACUAGUGAUUUUUUACCCAUAACUUGUCCAUAUGAACUUUUCUGAAGUGUGUCGACAAUAUAUAGUCGUCAUGUAAAGUCGCACGCCUACGGGCAAUGUCCCAGAGCGUACGUCUCAGAGAGUCGCUUGCUGUACUCGCACGCCGUCGUUUUUAUUGUAGCCAAGAUUUCAACGCUGUUUCUCUGCUGCUGUUUAUGUGCGCUUGAAAUCUGUGACCUUUCAUAAUUUGCUAGCGAUGCUACGUAUGGAAUUUCGUAACUAAUUCGUGAUGAAAUGAGUCCUGUACGUUUGAGGAAUAAUUAUUUAUUGACUUGCAGUGAAUGAAAGAACGAAACUUAUGUUGUCACAGUUGAAGCGUUUUUAACCUUUAACUUUCAUUUUACCAGCACAUUAGUAUUGAUAGAAUGAAUCUGAAAUAAGCCAUGUUAAAAUUGUAAAUUAACCAUGGGUUUCGGACGUAGCAGUCCCAGGCUACGCCGGGGCGUUGCUCACUGUGCUAGAGCUGAGAAUGGAAGUCUAAAUUCAUUGAUUAACCAUUCUUAUAAUACAGCCUGUAGCCUUGUAAAGUUUCGCUAGGGUCAAAGUUUACAUGAAUCGCCUGCACGUUCAGCAAAUGGAGUGAGAUUUCAUCUAAUGGUACGGAGAAAUGGAGAGCUUACGAAUCACAAUUUUGUGGUUGGUCAAUUUAUUCCCUCUCGUGUACAAUUUUUGUUUUGCCUAUUUGACUCGGGAUUUGUUAUCUCCUAUACGCUGGGAAAAAUAUAACUUUUUGGACAAAUUAGUUAGUUGACGUAUUCAGGCAGCGAUAAGGUAAUGACGGUUCUUAUCGCUAAUCUCACUAACUGGUGCCGUAUAGCUUGCGUAUUUUCGUGAUAGGUUGUCAAGUAAGGUAGAACCAGCUCAGUGCAUAAUCUUGUGUUAUUAUUGAUUAACUUCGUUACAUGUGAUUAGCGAAGACCGACAAAUUAGCCAAGUGCCUGUACUCAAUUUGUACUCAAUAUCCCAGCCUCACAUCAAUCGUAUUAAAGAUUAUUUUCUGAU
Molecule: messenger RNA, 3722 nt
Organism: Hyalella azteca
Lineage: Eukaryota; Metazoa; Arthropoda; Malacostraca; Amphipoda; Hyalellidae
Product: SH3 domain-binding protein 5 homolog
Exons: 8
Coding region: 134-1381 (415 amino acids)
Biological process (GO): negative regulation of protein tyrosine kinase activity; intracellular signal transduction
Cellular component (GO): cytoplasm
Molecular function (GO): protein kinase inhibitor activity
Source: RefSeq, a predicted model, not a curated record